Molecule: messenger RNA, 1809 nt
Organism: Cotesia congregata
Lineage: Eukaryota; Metazoa; Arthropoda; Insecta; Hymenoptera; Braconidae
Source: the annotation of a GenBank genome assembly
AUGUCAGACCAAUCAUCUUCUAAAGAGCAGUACUUAUUUUUGCUGGAGUUUUUCGUGCAUUAUAUAACCGGAGAAAGAGUAUCUAAACUAAACGAAACUCUCCGUGGGCCAACGAGUAUCUUAUUACAAUUCCUCGGGAUCCAAAAUGACGCAAUCGAGAUUACUCCAGCGCAUCAGCAAUUAUCGCCAUUGGCUCGUCCAGCAAUCGGAGCGCGGGACGUCGAAAAAUUUUACUCCGGGCGUUCUAUUUUGUUCGCGAUUCCCCAGACGGUGGUCGUGAACAAGAACGCAGAGUUCAAGAUAAAUCUGCGAGUGUACAAGAAAAUGCCGGCUGACAUUCACCCGGACGUGCUGAUUGGUACAGGAGAGCUUGACAUAACCAAUGAAUUCACAGGAUUGAGGAAAGAAAUGUUCGACUGUUGGAACUGCGAUGUUCCUCCGCCGAAGAAUUACGAAGGCCCGGUAGAAAUUUACCACAACAACCAGCUAGCUGCCUUUGUGCUUGCUUACGUGCGUAUUUCUUCUUUUGGGCAGUCCAUCGUCACCGCUUUCGACGCUCCAGCAACUAAAACUGGGUCUUUUAUUUUUAGAAGUGAAUUUAUGGACCAAGAAGCUCUUGCGUACAAUUGCAGACUUAUCAGUCAGAGCCUUUUUAAUUUAAAAGCCCGUCAGCGAUCGAAUUUACAGUUAGAUCCGCCAUUUUGUCGAGAGAACUACUGUCCUCAUCAAGAUGGCGGCGAUAAGGAUAGUGGAGGGGAGAAUAAGGCGCAAGCGCGCGGUUUUGAAUCUCCCGCGCCUUUUAGCCAACCGCUGGUGCUCAAAGUCUCCGGAAUGAUUGAUCAAGAAGGCAAUUUUAAUGACGCUUGUCAUCAAGAUGCCGAUUUUGAUGUGUUUGUCCUGAGAAUUGGGAAGAAAGGGCUGGUUGGCGAAGAAGAAAAGUCGGAUAUUCAAAUCGAGUUACGCACCCCGAAAGCUUUGGUUGACACGCUGCCUGUCAGAUGCGAAACGAGGGAAAUUCAAACUGAGGCUGAGGAAGCUAAGUUUGAUGAAGAAAUUCUGGUUAGGAAGACAAGCAAGAAGAAAAAGCAGAAAUUGUUUUUGAUUGAAUUCUUGGUCGAUAGAGUCAGCGUCCCGACUGUACGAGCUAUGCAUGAUGAAUUUAUGCCGGCGAAAACUUGUGUGUCUUUCAAAAUUCUAAGUUUACCAGCCGUAAAUAUUUAUCAAGAAGAUCCAGUGAGCGGAGCUCGCUCCGACAAUUUCUUCCGCAAAGGAAAGUCGUGUUUGUUCGCACUACCUAAUCUGGUGCUCGAAAAGCCUCUCCACACCUUCCCAGUGACACUGUCAGUCUACAAAAAGCUUCCGGCAGGUGUUUUGCCAGACGUGAUGCACAUUGGCGCUCACCAGAUCGAGAUGAAAGAGCUUAUGAACGGAUUGUUGCGAGAACAUGUCUUCAGAGGUUCAGAUGCUUCCAAAUCACUCAAGAAUACCUACACGAUUGAAACAGCAACAGGACAAGUAGUAGGCAAUGUAACAGUUUUCAUCCGAACUUCAUGCUUCGGAAAGAAGCUGGUUACUCAGUUUGAGAUUCCUCAUAAUAGGAAGCCGUAUUUAUUCAAAAGCCUGGAUGACAGCAGUGUCUUUGAGUGCCAGAGAAUCUCUUCAAGUGUUGCAAGCCCUGGAUUUUCCGGGAAGAAAUCAACAUCUAGAAGAGAUAAUAUUGAUGCGAGAAAUUGUCAAGCAUCUAGACCUCUGGGUCUUUUUGAAUCAUCAUACAAGCCGACUUUGACGUUUAACAAAACGUCUUUUUAA